Trypanosoma theileri is the source of this 2004-nucleotide messenger RNA. RefSeq lists its product as uncharacterized. NCBI's taxonomy places the organism in Eukaryota, Euglenozoa, Kinetoplastea, Trypanosomatida, Trypanosomatidae. The transcript has a single exon. The coding region runs from base 1 to 2004 and encodes 667 amino acids. The record is from RefSeq and is a predicted model, not a curated record.
AUGACAACAACACCACAUGACUCUGUUCUCUAUCACGGCAAGGUGGAAAAGAUUGGUGCUGAUGGUUCCAGCCUGCCGCGCAGUGUGUUUGUCACACCAUCUGCACUACUUGUCGCUCUUCCCGCUGGUGGUGUUACGCGGACGAUAACGCUUGCGAACAUGAUAGAACUUAGGUUUGUAGAGCGUGAAAUUGGUAGUGGUUUUCGCUGCACAGUGCGGGCACGUAAUGAACCGGUGCUCAUCCUUGACUUUGCCAAUCAUGAUAACAUGAUUCGAUUCACAGAUGCUGUGCGAGGAGCGGCAAGUCAUGUACGUAUGGUUCAUAGUAGUAGUAGUAGUGGUGGUGUUGGUGAUAACCUCCGCGAGAGGCAUAUUACGUUGGAUGUACCCCGUCCUGGGACGAAAGGAGUCCGAUUUGUGGAACCCCCGGAGUUUUCAAGGCCGAGUUCAUCUCCAGCUGUUUCAUCCUUUGCCCCUGGCGUAGGUAGCAGCAGCAACAGCUAUAAUAGCAACAGCAAUAGCAAUAACACCACUACGCAUCACCGUCUCUCAUCUCCCUCUACCUCUGUGAUUCCAAUAGAGCCGCUGGAGGGAGUUGGAACUUCCUCAAGAGAGACGCGACGUGUGGGUCUCUUUGAUCUAUCACCUGAUACCCACAUCUCACCAUUCCGCCGAGAGUCAUUUCUACACGCUUUGGGGAGUCCUAGUGAAAAUAAUGCAUCCAUGCAGACCAAUAGAAGUAUCAAUGGAAGUGGUGGUGGUGGUGGUGGUGAUAGUAGUUAUCACAGGAAAGUAACACCACCAUACAUCAAUAAUACAUCUGUGUUGUAUGAGAAUGAUAUCACUCGCCCAUUAUCACAGCAGCAAUCACCUGCAUCUUGGACUCAGUCCUUGCAAUCACCAGAGCGAACAAGGUUACAGGAAGAUUCACUUAAGGAACUUCGUGCUCAACGGGAUACUACUACAAGUAUACAACAACGCCUUACAACAGAGCUGGAAAUGCGAGAGCAAACUAUAAGUAAAUUAAAGGAUGAAUUACAAGAAAAAAAUGCCUUUAUUGAUGAUCUAAAAUCGGCUCUUCGAUCGCAGGAAAGUGUCUUUCAGGAAAUGCUUAAAACCACUGAACAGCUACGUUUAGCUGAAGGAUCUAGAAAUCAGAUGGAAAAGCAGGUAGAGUUACUUCGAGUAGAAGUAAAACAUCUUGAGAAUCUUCUUAAACAAAAGGAAGAGAGUUAUACGAAAGAAAUGGCAACAAAACUAUCCGAAUUACAUGAGUCACAUUCGAAAGAAGUAGAAUCAUUAAAGGAAGCCUUUGCGCAGUAUGAUGCACAGAUAACCAAUUAUGUAGAAAAUCUUGAGAAGGAAAAGGAUCGUGAGGCACAAAACUGGAAUGAAAAGGAAAGAUUGUUGCAGAAACAGAUAAAGUCUCAACAAGAUGAGAUUACUGAACUCAUGACUGUGUUGGCAUCACAACCUGAAAAGAACUCUUCUGCUACUCUACACCUACCAACAGAAGGGAAAGAAGGUAUUGGAAGGAAAUCAAUACAUGGGUUAUUAUCAUCUCAGGAAAAGCGACAAACACCGCGUCGGUCUCGUCAGACAACACCAGCUGCUUUCACGACACCAGCACUAGAAUUUCGACUGGCGUCAUUAGAAGAAGAGCUUGCGCGCAACCGAUUACGCGAAAAAGUAGGUCGCUAUGCUAAAACUAGAAGGCGAACACUUCAAAGUAGCUCUUUUGUCAAGCGUAAGAAUAAUAAUGAUAAUGAUGAUGAUUCUUAUAACGAUAAUCAUAACAGUGAUACCAAUGAAGAUGAUGGUGAUAUGAAAAGUGAACAUGUUGAUCAUAGAGGUACUCAUACAAAUUCAGGAGUAUCCCCAGGGUCAUCAUCGCGGCGAUUUCAUACACCUCAUGUAGGAGCAAUAACAAGAGGUGAAGAGAAUUCAUCAUUGCCGCUAUCUCCAAAACCUUCACGUGGUACUCGAAAUCGUGCUAUUCUCUAA